AAAUCCAAUAUAUAGUGCCCUUAUAUAAGAUUAGAGGGCAACAAAAGAAAAGUCUCAAAGCAAAGAAAAUGGAGAUCCAAAAUCAAAUAUCACAGCCACAGCAACCAAGCAAAGGCACUACCAUAGUCAGAACUUGUUUCAAUGGGAUCAAUACAUUAUCAGGUGUGGGAAUACUGUCAAUUCCAUAUGCACUUUCAAAAGGAGGGUGGCUGAGCUUAAUACUUCUUUUCAUGGUGGCUAUGCUGUGUUUGUACACAGGGUUACUUCUUCAACGAUGUAUGGACACGAGCCCCCUUAUAAAAACUUAUCCGGACAUAGGACAUGCAGCUUUUGGGCACAAAGGAAGAACCCUGAUAUCUGCGUUCAUGUACGUGGAGCUGUUUUUAGUAGCGGUUGAGUUUCUGAUACUUGAAGGCGAUAAUAUGGACAAGUUAUUUCCAAACACUAGUUUUAAAAUCUUAGGCCUACAACUUAAAGGUAAACAAUGUUUUGUUCUACUCACUGCCCUUAUAAUAUUGCCAACUACAUGGCUAAGGAGCUUGGGGUUGCUGGCAUAUGUGUCGGCUGGAGGGGUUCUGGCUUCGGUCAUUGUGGUGGGUUGUGUUUUAUGGGUUGGUGUAAUUGAUGAUGUCGGAUUUCAUGAAGGAGGUAUGCUUGUAAAUUUUGGAGGACUUCCCACAGCUAUAAGCUUGUUUGUCUUCUGUUACUGUGGUCACGCAGUUUUUCCCACAUUAUGCAAUUCCAUGAAAGAUAGAAGCCAAUUUCCAAAGGUAUUACUUGUUUGCUUUAUUACAACCACUAUCAACUAUGCAUCAAUGGCCAUAAUAGGCUACUUGAUGUACGGAGAAUAUUUGAAAUCUCAAGUGACAUUGAACCUUCCUUUAAGGAAAAUUAGUACAAAAAUAGCAGUUUGUACCACAUUAAUAAAUCCUCUCACAAAAUAUGCAGUUAUAAUUACUCCUAUUGCCUCUGCUAUUGAAGAUAACUUCGUUUUUCGCAACAGCCAAUUAAUUAGUAUCCUCAUUAGAACAUUACUUGUGAUAAGCACAGUAUUUGUGGCUUUAGUGGUUCCAUUUUUCGGGUAUAUAAUGGCCUUUAUAGGUGCGUUUUUGAGUGUGACAGUGUCAUUGUUGUUACCUUGCCUGUGCUACCUUAAGAUUAACAAAGCUGCUAGGAAUUUUGGGUUUCAGUUGAUAAUAAUUCUGGGGAUUUUGGUCGCUGGGUCUUUUGUCGGUGUAGUAGGUACUUAUACUUCGUUGAAACAACUUAUAACCCAUCUCUAAAAUUCAGGAUUAUGGUACAUUUUAAGCUCUUUUAUAGAUAUGAUUCGGAUCAAGACUUGAAGCCUUCAGAAAGUGUUGAUAAGAAUUGCUCACUGCUAUGUUGUCAUUCGUUUAUUAAAGUUUAUUAGAGAGAGAGAGACAGAGAGAGA
This is a messenger RNA of Ziziphus jujuba (common jujube), 1432 nucleotides long. Its product is annotated as amino acid transporter AVT1I. The transcript has 3 exons. The coding region runs from base 69 to 1283 and encodes 404 amino acids. The record is from RefSeq and is a predicted model, not a curated record. Gene Ontology annotation, cellular component: plasma membrane. Lineage: Eukaryota; Viridiplantae; Streptophyta; Magnoliopsida; Rosales; Rhamnaceae.